Messenger RNA from Drosophila teissieri, 579 nucleotides. RefSeq lists its product as uncharacterized. Bases 1 to 579 code for a protein of 192 amino acids. The record is from RefSeq and is a predicted model, not a curated record. The transcript has 3 exons. Lineage: Eukaryota; Metazoa; Arthropoda; Insecta; Diptera; Drosophilidae.
AUGAGCAAAUCCAUCUCCACAUCCACAAGUCCCUGGCAUGAGCCAAAGGUCCAAAAGCCCAAGCCACUGCAGCAGAUGCUGAGGAAGCCGAAGAAGUGGAAACUCAAGCGCACCCUAGAUGAUUUUCUGAAGUGUCUGAUCAUUGCGUCCUCGGAGCACGUGUACGACUACGAUGUGCUGUGCAGCAAUCUCCUUGAAAUGCAGCAAAUGUUGGUUCUUGUAUCCCUGGGAUUGCUGGCCAGCGUGGCAGCCAAGCCAGCUGUGGAUGCCGCGGUGUUUCCUUCGGCAUCUCCUUUUGGACUCUAUCCAGGAUCAGCUGCUCCUUUUGCAGCCGCCUAUGCUGCUGGUCCCUUUGCCGGCGCUCCUUUGGUUAAUCCUUUGAGUGCCCCCUUGGGCGCAUCUCCUCUGGCCGUAUCCAGCAGCCAGCGCUUGGACUACUUCAACCAGUUUAAUGCCGCCUUUGCUCCGACUGCUCCUGCCCGCAUCCUGGCUGCUGCUCCAUUCCCUGCGCCUGGCGCCCGACUCAUUCAGCCACCUCGUUUCCUUGCCCCUGCGGUGUCGGCACCAUUUUUCUUUUAG